Molecule: messenger RNA, 1983 nt
Organism: Plodia interpunctella (Indianmeal moth)
Lineage: Eukaryota; Metazoa; Arthropoda; Insecta; Lepidoptera; Pyralidae
Product: salivary glue protein Sgs-3-like
Exons: 8
Coding region: 135-1397 (420 amino acids)
Source: RefSeq, a predicted model, not a curated record
AUGUCGUGAUCACACAACACACCAUCAUCGCGACAUCAAAACUCAUUUUUUGUGCAAGCAGACAAAAAUAAAAAAUUCAGAAAAUGACAAAAAAAUAUAAUAAAUGUUGAAAAUAAAAAUAAAGAAUUACAGUAAUGGAAAAUCAAAGUAAAAAGCCAAAACCCAAAACUAUACGUAUUCAAUACCCAGCAGCGUAUUCCCCACCGAACAAGGCGAGCCCAGAGGCACUAUCUCCACAAACGGUCAAAAGAAAAUCUGGAAUUAAAUCGUACUCUGAUUCUAUAAGGGUCGUCAUAGAGAAGAAAAAAAACAAAGAGACGGGCAAAAUAGUACAAUCGCCGUGGCGUCCGUCGUCACCUCGCGACGUGAUAUCGCCCACCAACACUAAAAACAGCUACCACUCAGCACAGUCGUGGCAGGACAAGGAGAAGAAGGCAGGCAGACAGACAAAUAAACUGAAGCCGGCGAGGCGCGUGUCCUCCCGCAGCAUCCAGAUACAAACGCCUGCCUUCAUAAAAAGCAGCACGGUUCGUCCAUGGCUUGACGAAGAGAAGACAGCCAGACAGACGAAACAGAAGCCGGUGAAGCGCGCGUCCACACGCAUGCUACAAUCGCCCACCCACAGAAUGAAGGCUGCGUCCACACGCCAAAUGUCAUCGCCCACCUUUAGAACGAGACAAGCGCCUUACCAGACGCAAUCGCCCACUUUUAGGACAAGGCGUGUGCCCUCUCGCCAGAUUCAAUCGCCCACUUUUAGAAUGAGACGCGUGCCCUCCCGCCAGGUUCAAUCGCCUAUUUUCAGAAUGAGGCGUAUGCCGUCUCGACAAAUUGAAUCGCCCACCCGCCGGAUGCAAUCGCCCACCUUCAGAACGAGGCGUGUGCCUUCCCGCCAAGUACAAUCACCUAUUAGAAGAACUCGUAUUCGCGCUCUCCCCCCGCGGAGACUAUCACCUCUGUUUGGUGUUUCGCCGCCUCGGCCGACCCGGUCGAACUGCUGCCGUCCGCCUAACAAGCGUUUAGAUGCGAACGCAAUCCAUCUAAAAUACGGCCUGUUCCCUAAGAAACCAGCGCCCCAGAGAAAAACGUCGAACUCCACACUUAACAAGCCGGCUGUGAAUAAGAAAAAGACUACUCCGACUGAAUCAUUCAUUCAAUCGGUCAUGGAUCAGAACUCAGUUCAAAUGGGGCAAAAUCUUAUUACAAAAAAGAGAGGAUUAACGGACUCGUACCAAUCUGAGCAGGCGCCUUCAGACGGGCCCACGCUGGUGUUUCAGCCAACCGCUCCAGUGCCCCAGAUCAUGCAGCGACUAUGCACCACAGAUAUCUUCCAUAUGGACAUCAAACCCGGCAAUAAUCGCUUCGCGUCUUCGCGAAUCCCUAAAGUUACCGUUUUUUAAAUUUGCACUAUCAUUAUCUGGAUAAAAGCGUUAUGUAUUUAUUUAUACAUUGUCUAUGGAUUGUACAUGUCCCAUCAUUCGCUGUUGUGCAGCCUUGAUAAUUGUGAUUAGUUAGCGCGGUGUGACGUCGUGUAGAUCCGGCUGUGACGUACAGUUCCGUGCGGAGGAGGGGCAAAAUUGCUCCACGUCCGUGUGAAUGGCUAAGAUAAAGAAAAAAAAUCGUAUCAUUGCUUGUAUUCACUUCUGAUUUCGUAUACGUAAAUAUAUGUGAUCCCGCAUUGAACCACGUACGAAAUGUAUUAAUGUAAGUUUGUAAAAUAAUGUGGGCUCAUACGGAAAUCUUAAUUUUCUCUUUUUGAUCACUGAAUCUGAAUUAAGUACACAAUAUGGCCGUGUUUAAAACAAAGAUUUAGGUAAGCAUUGAAGAGAAAAUGAAAUUAUUGUUUUAAGUUAUUAAAAAAAAAGUAUGUAAUUUUUACUUAGCACGAUUCUGUGCUUCAACCAUGAUUUUAUGCUUUUUUUUAAAUAACUUCUUUAUGUAAUGUUUUUUUUCUUUUGCUAUAGAUAAAAAAUCUUUAAGUAAAAA